This is a messenger RNA of Momordica charantia (bitter melon), 1176 nucleotides long. RefSeq lists its product as uncharacterized. The record is from RefSeq and is a predicted model, not a curated record. Lineage: Eukaryota; Viridiplantae; Streptophyta; Magnoliopsida; Cucurbitales; Cucurbitaceae.
CUCUUUCUCUUUCUCUCUCUAGUUUCCAUUGAUUUUGAGUUUCCCAAAAUGGGUUGUGUUUCUUCCCAUCUUCUGAAUCACGACGACGAAUUCGCCCAACUCGGAAGCUCGGCUCUGAGUCACCACAUCGUCUCGCUCACCUCCACCACUUAUGGCCUCCUCAAUCUCGAUCCGCCGCCGAUUCCGAUUCAAUCGCCCGCCGCGCCGCGGUUCACGUUCGGCUCCGUGUUCUCGAGUCCUCUGUGUGAGCCCAAAUCGGCGUGCCCCGAGCCGGAGGUUAUCAAUUCCUGGGAGCUCAUGGAUGGCCUCGAUGCCGAUAGUUUCCGAUUCUCUCUUCUCCCACAAUCCAAACGCUUCGCUCUCAAAGACCCUCAUUCCAACAACGAAAAUUCUAACCCCAAUUGCCCUAAUCACAUCCUCGAAUCCACCAUCCUCGGACCGUCGUCUCGGGCCGCUGCCACCGCCCCUGCCACGAUACCCUCUCCGGCAAAGCAUUUGCUGGACAGGUUCGAGAGGCUCUGCCCGCCGAGCGGGGAGAACCGGGUGGUGGUGUACACGACGACUCUACGCGGGAUACGAAAGACGUUCGAGGAGUGCAACGCAGUGAGAGCAGCGAUAGAGGGCACCGGAGUGCAGAUCUGCGAGCGAGACGUGUCGAUGGAUCGCGGGUUCAGGGAAGAGCUAAAGGAGCUGAUGAAAGGGAGAGGGCCAGAAGCUAUGGUUCCCCCAAGAGUGUUCAUAAGAGGAAGGUACAUAGGGAAUGGGGAACAAGUGCUGAAAAUGGUAGAAGAAGGAGCUGUGGGGGAGCUGCUUCAAGGGCUGCCCAAAAUCAGAGGUGGGUCAGUUUGUGAAGGGUGUGGGAAUGCAAGAUUUCUGCCCUGUUUUCGGUGCAGUGGGAGCUGCAAAUUGGUGAUGCCAAUGAAACAACAGGGGAAGAGGGCUGUGGUUAUCAAGUGCCCAGAUUGCAAUGAAAAUGGCUUGGUCCUUUGUCCCAUUUGCAGCUGAUUGUGCCUUUCAGAUAACUUAUAGUUCUACACUUUUUUUCUUCUUUUGUUUAUCAUAGAGAAGGUUCAGAGAAUGGGCAUUAUUCUCUUUUGUUGCUCUUCAUUUAUAUAGAGUGCUUUCUGUUGAAUCUGAUGCAGAGCUUUGUACUUUUUACAAUAAAUCUAAGGUCAG